This is a messenger RNA of Sus scrofa (pig), 643 nucleotides long. The record is from RefSeq and is a predicted model, not a curated record. NCBI's taxonomy places the organism in Eukaryota, Metazoa, Chordata, Mammalia, Artiodactyla, Suidae.
AUGGGUAUAAGAACUGGUAUAGACCAAGCUGUAUUGGACAUAGCCAUUGCCCUUAGUGUACCUUCAGCCCAACAAGGGUUUGAUUACAGAUACAGAAAGCCUCAAGACUAUGGCCAUCACUUUUUCCUGACCAAGAAAGAAUUGCUCCUCACCCAGGGGUAAGAGAUACAAUGUCUCGAGCAGUUCCAUCUGAACAAGACAGACCUAAGGGAGGAUCAGAUCCUGGCUGUGCUACUCCAGCCAGGAUGGGAAGUAACUGACAUGGAUAAAGACGUCAGCUCUGCAACCAGUUCUAAAGGGAAUAAACACACAGACAUAUAUCCCGAAUCUCCCUCAGAUAAGGCCCUUCUACCAGUUUUUGCUUCCCCAGAUUAUCUAUCUCUGCAGAAAAUCUCAUUCAGGAUUCUCAAUGACCCAGACGAUAUGACGUGAGUCACAAUGAAAAGCCUUGUACACGACACAGUUCCCACUUGGAGUGACAUGACCCCCUUGAUCUUCCAGCAAGUGAAGAGUCAAGAUACACACGGCAACGUUUCCUUCUGGGAACUGGCUUAGAACACGACAUGGGAGGGGGGGUAUGGCCCCUCAUGAAAAAGGCAAGUGGUCUCAAUCCUUGAACAAAAAUACAGCCCACCGAGCCCAU